Molecule: messenger RNA, 1782 nt
Organism: Cucumis melo (muskmelon)
Lineage: Eukaryota; Viridiplantae; Streptophyta; Magnoliopsida; Cucurbitales; Cucurbitaceae
Product: omega-hydroxypalmitate O-feruloyl transferase
Exons: 3
Coding region: 284-1585 (433 amino acids)
Molecular function (GO): acyltransferase activity, transferring groups other than amino-acyl groups
Source: RefSeq, a predicted model, not a curated record
CAAGAAAGUUGUAGAGCGGUGGCGAUUUGGUUCCCUAACACAUGAGAUCCUCAUAUCAAUUAUCAACCCGACCCGACUUGGUCAACUUCCAUGACACUUCAAAACAAAAAUGCAGUGCACCACUCAAAUUAGGCACAACUUCCAACCACCCUCACUCUCUCUCCCCCACCCUUCUAUACUUCAACUUUAUAUAUAUACACACACACAAUAUCAACUCUCUCCCAAUAAUAGCACCUCCUACACAAGUAUAUCCUUCUUAUAACUGCUUCUCAUUUCAGGUCAGAUGGCUGGCAGUGGCAAAAGGAGUUUUCAACUCGAUGUUCAGCAGCACAAACCCAUUCUCAUCACUCCUGCAGAGGAAACACCCAAGGGUCUCUACUUCCUUUCAAACCUUGACCAAAAUAUUGCAGUCAUUGUUCGUACCAUCUACUCUUUUAAAUCAGAGUCCAGAGGCAAUGAAGAUGCAGCCCAAGUCAUUAAAGAUGCUCUUUCCAAAGUGCUUGUCCAUUACUAUCCUCUUGCUGGCCGCCUCACCAUCAGCUCUGAUAAGAAACUCAUUGUGGAUUGUACGGCGGAGGGUGCUGUGUUUGUGGAGGCUGAAGCUGACUGUUCCAUUGAAGACAUUGGAGAUAUAACUAAGCCUGAUCCUGACACUCUUGGCAAGCUUGUUUAUGAUAUCCCUGGCGCUACCAACAUACUUCAGAUGCCACCUCUUGUUGCCCAGGUAACAAAGUUCAAAUGCGGUGGAUUUGUUGUGGGGUUGUGCAUGAAUCAUUGUAUGUUUGAUGGGAUUGGGGCAAUGGAAUUUGUGAAUUCAUGGGGUGAAACGGCAAGGGGGCUACCUUUGACUGUUCCGCCGUUUCUAGACAGAAGCAUUCUCAAAGCAAGGGAGCCACCGGUGAUUGAGUUUUCUCACGGUGAAUUUGCUGAGAUAGAAGAUGUAUCCAACACUUUUAAGCUUUAUGGAGACGAGGAAAUGCAUUAUCGGUCCUUCUGCUUUGAGCCGGAGAAGCUGAAUAAGCUCAAACAGAUGGCGUUGGAAGAUGGGGUUUUGAAGAAAUGUACAACGUUCGAAGCUCUGUCGGGAUUUGUAUGGAGGGCAAGAACAGAGGCUCUACGAAUGAAACCCGAUCAACAAACAAAGCUUCUCUUCGCCGUCGAUGGGCGAUCUAAGUUUCAGCCCACGAUUCCGAAAGGGUACUCUGGAAACGCCAUCGUUUUAACCAACUCGAUAUGCAGCGCCGGGGAGCUUCUGGAAAAUCCGUUGUCGUAUGGGGUGGGGCUGGUUCAGAAGGCGGUGGAGAUGAUCACGGACAGCUACAUGAGGUCGGCCAUCGAUUUCUUCGAAACAACGAGAUCUAGGCCUUCGCUGGCGGCGACACUGUUGAUCACAACUUGGUCGAGGCUAGGAUUCCACACGACGGACUUCGGGUGGGGGGAACCGGUGUUUUCAGGGCCGGUGGCAUUGCCGGAAAAGGAAGUGAUUCUAUUUCUAUCUCAUGGGAAAGAAAGGAAGAGUAUAAAUGUGCUUUUGGGGCUUCCAGCUUCUGCCAUGGAAAUCUUCCAACAGGCCAUGAAAAUUUGAGGGAACAAAAACCUUUGAUCUACUCUGUUUCCAAGCUCAUUGCAGCAAAGAUGAGGAAAAAUUUCAUCUUUAUUAUUAUCAUUCAUCCCACAAUGUGUUUACGUUCUCAUCUUUCAAUUUCAUUUUUAUUUUAUAUCAUGUGAUGUGAUUAUCCACAUUUUUCUAUUAAUUAAUACAUUGUUCCAUGUUUGUUAAAA